Messenger RNA from Fusarium tjaetaba, 1326 nucleotides. Its product is annotated as proline dehydrogenase. Gene Ontology annotation, molecular function: saccharopine oxidase activity; sarcosine oxidase activity; flavin adenine dinucleotide binding. The record is from RefSeq and is a predicted model, not a curated record. NCBI's taxonomy places the organism in Eukaryota, Fungi, Ascomycota, Sordariomycetes, Hypocreales, Nectriaceae. The transcript is spliced from 2 exons. The coding region runs from base 1 to 1326 and encodes 441 amino acids.
AUGGCCUCAACUCUCACCAAACAGUCCCAGAUUCUCAUCGUUGGUGGUGGAACUUGGGGAUGCUCAACAGCCCUUCAUCUCGCUCGUCGAGGCUACACCAAUGUCACCGUUCUUGAUGUUAAUCACAUCCCAUCACCCAUAUCAGCCGGUCAUGAUGUGAACAAACUUGCAGGCGGACUUGGCACUUCUGAUAGCAAAGGUGAAGAUGCAGACUCCAUCUGGAAAGCACUUACGUACGCCGCAGCUCAAGGAUGGCUCCAUGACCCCGUUUUCCAACCAUUCUGCCACAAUACGGGAGCUGUAAUGGCUGGCUCAACACCAAAGUCUAUCAAGCAAUUGGUAGAAGAUGAGAUCGGUGACGACAUCGACCAGUAUACACCUCUCAACACAGCAGAGGAUUUCAGAAAGACUAUGCCAGAGGGUGUUCUGACAGGCGAAUUUCCAGGCUGGAAGGGCUUUUACAAGCCCACGGGCUCUGGUUGGGUUCAUGCUCGAAAAGCUAUGAAAGCUGCUUUUGAAGAGAGCAAGAGACUUGGAGUGAAGUUCAUCACUGGCUCUCCCGAAGGAAAGGUCGAGAGCCUGAUCUUUGAAGAUGGUGAUGUUCGAGGUGCUAAGACAGCGGAUGGUAAGGAGCACAGAGCGGAUCGAACUAUUCUUUCCGCUGGUGCUUCAGCAGAGUUCUUCCUCGAUUUUGAGAACCAGAUCCGCCCUACAGCAUGGACUCUGGGCCAUAUCCAGAUGACGCCAGAGGAAACGAAGCUGUACAAGAACCUGCCACCUCUUUUCAACAUCAACCAGGGCUUCUUCAUGGAACCUGAUGAGGAUCUCCAUCAGCUCAAGAUGUGCGAUGAACAUCCUGGCUACUGCAACUGGGUUGAAAAGCCAGGCUUUAAAUAUCCCCAGUCCAUCCCCUUCGCAAAGCAUCAGGUGCCAAUCGAGGCUGAACGACGCCUGAAGCAGUUUCUGAAAGAUAUCAUGCCUCAGCUUGCAGAUCGUCCACUCGUUCAUGCUAGAAUCUGUUGGUGCGCUGAUACACAGGAUAGAAUGUUUCUGAUCACGUAUCACCCACGACAUCCAUCGCUUGUCAUUGCUUCAGGUGAUUGUGGUACAGGAUACAAGCAUAUCACGUCGAUUGGCAAGUUUAUCUCUGACUGUAUGGAGUGUACGCUUGAGGAAAGGUUUGCAAAGUUUUGGAGAUGGCGACCAGAGAUGUUUACUGAGUUCUGGGGGAAGGAUCCCUUGGAUCGGUUUGGAGCUGAUGAUAAGAUCAUGGAUCUGCCCAAGAGUGACGAGGAGGGAUGGACAAAUAUCAAGAAUUACAACUGA